UCUUUUCUUCAGUUCAAAAUUCACCAAAUCAGAAAGAAAGCUAAAAGCUGAAACCCUGAAACCCUAGCUUCUCCACCACCGACGUAGGGACCGUCGUCCGACGCUCAGGCACCACGGUCGUCGUCUGGUCGUGCGCUCUUUUUCAUCAUUCAACAAUCGCGCCUUCUUCCUCGAGCUCGGCGUCAGUCCCUGGCCUUUGUCUGCUCCGUCGCGUUCCUGCCGCCGUCUGUCGCGCUCAGGCACGUCUUCGUCUGGUUGUGGUGCUCGAAGUUCCAACCCACCAAUCGCAGCUUCUUCCUCGAGCUCGUCGUCUUGGAGUCUGCCCUUCGUUUGUUCAGCCGCAGCUUCUUUCAACCCACCAGCGUCUUCGAGUCGUUCUCGUCGCCUGGCCUCCGCCUCCGUCGCGCUUCUGCCCCUCUGCUCAGACUGCUCAGAAGUCAGAACGAAGGCAAUGGAAGAAUUGGACCAGUGGAAGGAACAACUUCUCCAUUGGUGGAGCCUAGCCGAAGAGCAACUUCGGCAGGUUCCCCCAGUUCAGCUCUACGCCACCGCUGCCAUCCUCGUUUUCACCACCCUGCUGCUCCUAUCAUUGCGGUUGUUGAAGCGUGCCAAGUCCAACACCAUUGUAUUGACUGGCCUAAGUGGUGCCGGCAAAACUGUUCUCUUCUAUCAGCUUAGGGAUGGCUCUAUCCAUGGGGGGACUGUUACGUCAAUGGAACCUAAUGAGGAGACUUUUGUUCUUCAUUCUGAAACAACAGAGAAGCGGAAGACAAAACCCGUUCAUGUUGUCGACGUCCCGGGACAUUCUCGUCUUCGUCCCAAAUUGGAUGAAUACUUGCCUCAAGCUGCUGGCAUAGUUUUUGUUGUUGAUGCUUUGGAUUUCUUACCAAACUGCCGUUCUGCUUCAGAGUAUCUAUAUGAUAUUUUGACCAAGGGAAGUAUUGUGAAGAAGAAGAUUCCAUUGCUUAUUCUCUGCAACAAAACAGACAAGGUCACUGCUCAUACGAAGGAGUUUAUCCGCAGGCAGAUGGAGAAGGAAAUUGACAAAUUACGGGCAUCAAGAAGUGCAAUAUCGGCGGCGGACAUUACAAAUGAGUUCACCCUUGGGGUGCCGGGAGAACAAUUUUCUUUUAUCCAAUGUUACAACAAAGUUACAACUGCAGAUGCUUCUGGUUUAACUGGAGAGAUAUCUCAGUUGGAACAAUUUAUCAGAGAAUAUGUAAAGCCAUAACUUGAUCUUAUGUAUGGAAAAUUAGAGAUCAUUAUGUUGGGAUCAACGAGGUGAUUAGAUAGUUGAAAUCAUAUGAUUAAACUGUAUUUUGAUUAAAUCAGUUGCAUAGUUACUUGGAUUUACCUAAGGACACAUUUUCAAUUGACCAUUUAGAGAUUUGA
Messenger RNA from Arachis duranensis, 1392 nucleotides. RefSeq lists its product as uncharacterized. Lineage: Eukaryota; Viridiplantae; Streptophyta; Magnoliopsida; Fabales; Fabaceae. The transcript has 7 exons. Gene Ontology annotation, cellular component: signal recognition particle receptor complex. Gene Ontology annotation, biological process: protein targeting to ER. Bases 452 to 1231 code for a protein of 259 amino acids. The record is from RefSeq and is a predicted model, not a curated record.